ACCAAGAAGGAGCCAAUGUCCGUGUUCCAGGUGAAGAAGGAGAAGAAAAGCAAGAAGAAAGCUGCCACCAGCAGUGAUGAGGAGGAUGAUUCCGACUCCAGCACCAAACCCAUUAGGUCAGAGAAGAAGAAAAGCCCAGCAUCCCUCUUUCAGACUGGUGGGGACCCCCCAAAAGAGAAAAAAUCCAAAAAGAAAGCUCCUCCUAAAGGAGGUGAGAGUGAGGAGGAGACCCCAGAGACCCUGCAGAAAAACUCCAACAAGAAGGGGAAAGCAAAGAAAUCAAAGAAGCAGAAGGAGGAGAGGCCUCCGUCCCCUGUCAUCGAGGUGGAAAACCUGGAGGAGUUUGUGCUGCAGCCGGCACCGCAGGGCGUGACCGUCAAGUGCCGGGUGACACGGGACAAGAAGGGCAUGGACAGGGGGCUCUACCCCACCUACUACCUGCACUUGGACAAUGACAAGAAGGUGUUCCUCCUUGCUGGGAGAAAGCGUAAGAAGAGCAAAACCUCCAACUACCUCAUCUCCAUCGACCCCACUGACUUGUCACGGGGUGGAGAGAACUUCAUCGGGAAGCUGAGAUCCAACCUGAUGGGAACGAGGUUCACCGUGUUCGACAACGGCGCCAACCCCGACAGGGCCAACGCCGACUGGUCCAACGUGAGGCAGGAGCUCUCGGCCGUGGUCUACGAGACCAACGUUUUAGGGUUCAAAGGCCCCAGGAAGAUGACUGUCAUCAUCCCUGGGAUGAAUGCUGACUGUGAGAGGGUGCCCAUCCGGCCCCGGAACGAUAAUGACGGCCUCCUGAUGCGAUGGCAGAACAGGAACAUGGACAACGUGAUCGAGCUGCACAACAAAGCCCCAGUGUGGAAUGAUGAGACCCAAUCCUACGUCCUCAAUUUCCACGGCCGGGUCACCCACGCCUCCGUCAAAAAUUUCCAGAUCGUGCACAGCAGUGACCCUGACUACAUCGUGAUGCAGUUUGGGCGUGUGGCGGACGACGCCUUCACCAUGGACUACAACUACCCCCUGUGCGCCGUGCAGGCCUUCGCCAUCGCCCUCUCCAGCUUCGACGGGAAGCUGGCCUGCGAGUAG
Agelaius phoeniceus (red-winged blackbird) is the source of this 1089-nucleotide messenger RNA. RefSeq names its product TUB like protein 1 (gene TULP1). Gene Ontology annotation, molecular function: actin filament binding. The record is from RefSeq and is a predicted model, not a curated record. Gene Ontology annotation, cellular component: cilium. Lineage: Eukaryota; Metazoa; Chordata; Aves; Passeriformes; Icteridae. Gene Ontology annotation, biological process: protein localization to cilium.